AUGCCUCCGAAACCUACCUUGCUACCUUCUCGUAUCGAACGGUCAAUUUCAAUCCUUGGGGAAUCUCCCAAGGAAGCAAGUAAAGAGACCCUUGAAGAAGAAGGAAAGGAUAAAGGCAAGAGUAAGGAAAGUGUACCGGACCCUCAGGUUAUUCCAACACCGGCUCCGUAUCUUAAUCAAGAACACGUGGAUGAGUUGCUUUACAGUGAUCCCUUGGAAGUUGCUCUUACAGCCGAAGAGGUAGAAUUUCUCGAGUCUUCUGAAUUUGAAGAGUUUGAGGAGCUACCACCAAUUGAGAAGAAGGUUCUCCCAUCUAGUGUUGAGCCACCGAAAUUGGAGUUGAAGCCCCUACCUGAUACUUUGAAGUACGUUUUUCUUGGAGACAAUGAGACUUAUCCUGUGGUUAUUUCCUCUUCUCUUGGGAAUCUCCAAGAGAUGAAGUUGAUCAAUUCACUAAAGGGGCACAUGAAGGCUAUAGGAUGGACAAUUGCUGAUAUCAAAAGGAUUGAUGCUACUCUUUGCUUUCACCAUAUUGCUUUGGAGGAUAACGUCAAGCCGUCCCGCCAACCUCAACGUCGUUUGAACCCGAUUAUGAAGGAUGUAGUUCGUGCUGAAGUUUUGAAGCUCUUGGACGUGGGAAUCAUCUAUCCUAUCGCCGAUAACAAAUGGGUGAACGUUCCGUUUGAAUGGACCCCCGCGUGUGAGCAAGCUUUUGUUAAGUUGAAGGCUAGUCUCACCACUCCUCCUAUUGUGCAACCACCAGAUUGGAGCCUCCCAUUUGAGCUUAUGUGUGAUGCAAACGAUUAUGCUGUUGGAGCCGUCUUAGGACAAAGGAAGGACAAGCAUCCGUAUGUUAUCCAUUAUGCAAAGUUCAAUUUGACUAUCAAGGACAAAAAGGGUGUCGAGAAUGUGGUAGCCGAUCAUUUAUCAAGGUUACAAUUCGAGGAUCCUACUCCAAGUUUACCUAUUGUGGACGCGUUUCCGGAUGAACAAUUGUUUGCUAUUUCGAGUACCCCAUGGUUUGCGGAUAUAGUGAAUUAUUUGGCUACGGGACUCUUACCGCCACAUUGGUCUCCUCAAGAACGUCGUCGGUUCCUUCAUGAAGUACGAAUGUUCUCUUAUGAUGACCCUUAUCUCUUCAAGUAUUGUCAAGAUCAAAUAGUGCGCCGUUGUGUUCCAGAUUCCGAUCAACGAAGAAUUCUUGAGUUUUGUCACUCAGAAGCUUGGGCGGUUGAUUAUGUUUCAAAAUGGGUAGAAGCCAUCGCAACGCGUACCAAUGAUGCCAAAGUAGUGGUGGAGUUUCUCAAAGACAACAUUCUUUCACGUUUCGGGAUGCCGAGAGCAAUCAUAAGCGAUCAAGAAACUCACUUUUGCAAUCGUGUUUUUGGGGCAUUAAUGAAGAAGUAUGGAAUCACUCACAAGGUCUCCACUGCUUAUCAUCCUCAGACGAAUGGGCAAGCUGAGUUGGCAAAUAGGGAAAUCAAGCACAUUUAG
This is a messenger RNA of Rhododendron vialii, 1494 nucleotides long. RefSeq lists its product as uncharacterized. The record is from RefSeq and is a predicted model, not a curated record. Lineage: Eukaryota; Viridiplantae; Streptophyta; Magnoliopsida; Ericales; Ericaceae. Gene Ontology annotation, molecular function: nucleic acid binding. Bases 1 to 1494 code for a protein of 497 amino acids. Gene Ontology annotation, biological process: DNA integration. The transcript is spliced from 6 exons.